UCCACUCCACCGCCUAAGUAAACUUUUCAAACUCCCACAAAAGAAACUCCCCCUAUAAAAGUCAAUUUGUCUCUUAUUACCGCGUGAAACAAACGCAACUAUCUACGUCCCUUAUAACUGGUGCGUGUUUCUCACGCUCAAGAAUCUCGAGUUAAUCCAGUUCCCGAAUAUUCGGCGUUAUAAUACUUCACGUGCACGGCUCUUAGGUGCACCCCCAAACGCGUAACUUGGUCUACGGUCUCUCACGAACCCACCGUUGUCGUACACCUGUGACGAUUCAAUAAAACGACGAUCGUUUCGUCAAGGAGAGAGAAACAACACAUUUUCUAGAGAGAGAAAGUGAGAGAAAGUUCUAGAUCUGAUCGGAACUCAGGUUUGUAAAACCCUAAGAUUUUGGGGAUUUUUGGAUUGGUGUUCGAAUUACGGUUUUGGAUGUAUGGCUUCGGGGCCUACUGAUGGAGAUAGAGAGAGGAAGAGAUACAGCGAGGGUAAGGUUUACAGAAGGAGAGUUUUCAAAGGCCAAAAGAAAAACCCUAAUUUAAGGGUCACUGUUGCUUCUUCCACCGUAACUACUAAAGACCAAAACACCCCUACUAUUACCGUUACCAAAGACACCGACAAUAACAAUAAUACCCUCACUACUACCGUCAACAACAUCAAUUGUUAUGUAGCCAAAGAUAAUGUUUUGGCUCCACAAUUGGCGGUGUUGGAGGAUGGGAAUUUAGCUCAGGCUGAAGGGGGUUCAAGAUUGGAGGAUGGGAAUACAGCUCAGCUGCAGGAGAGUUCUAGAUUAGAGGACGGAAAUUCAACCCAGAAGCAACCGGAGGACCAGAAUUUGACCGAGGAACAGGUGAGUUCGAGAUCAAGGGAUGGGAAUUCACCCCAACAGCAAUUAGAGGAUCAGAGUUUGGCUCAGCCACAAGCGAGUUCGAGAAUUGGGGAUGGGAGUUCACCCCAGCAGCAGUUGGAGGACGAGAAUUUGGUUCAGCCGCAAGCAAGUUUGAGAACUGGGGAUGGGAGUUCACCCCAGCAGCAGUUGGAGCACGAGAAUUUGGUUCAGCCGCAAGCAAGUUUGAGAACUGGGGAUGGGAGUUCACCCCAGCAGCAGUUGGAGCACGAGAAUUUGGUUCAGCCACAAGAGAGUUUGAGAACAGGGAAUGGGAAUUCUCCCCAGCAGCAAUUUGAGGACCCGAAUUUGGCUCAGCCACCAGAGAGUUCAAGUACAGGGGAUGGGAAUUCACCCCAGCAGCAGUAUGAGAACGGGAAUUCACCCCAGCAGCAAUUUGAGAAUCAGAAUUUGGCUCUGCCACAAGAGAGUUCAAGAAUGGCGGAUGGGGAUUCAGCCCAGCAGCAAUUUGAGAACCAGAAUUUGGCCCAGGCACAUGUGAGUUCAAGAAUGGAGGAUGUGAAUUCACCUCGGACCCAAAACUCAACACAGAAGGAUGGGAAUUUUCCUCAGCCACAGCAAGAUUCAAGACCAGAAGAUGGUAACUCGUCUCAACUAGAAGCGGAUUCUAGAUUUGAAGACAGGAGUUUUCCUCAGCCGGAACUGAAUUCAAAAUUGGAGGAUGGGAGUUUGACUUCUCUGCAGCAAGAUAAUUCAAUAUUGGAAGACGGAAAUUCAUCUCAGCUACAAUUGAAUUUGAGAUUGGAGGAGGGGAGUUCAGUUCAACCACCAGUGAAUUCAACAUUGGGGGAUCAGAAUUUGUCUCAGCCGCUGUCACAACCAGUUUCUGAUGACUUGCACAGCCACAAGCAGGCCGAACCUUCUAACCUUAAUGUUCAGCAGGUGGAUGAUAGACCUUUGAGCCCCAUCCAUAGGCAGGGGGCAAUUUCUGAUGACUUGUACAGCCAUCAGCAGGCUGAACCUUCUAAUCCCGAUGUUCAGCGUGAGGAUGAUGGCCCUUCGAGCCCCAUCCCUAGGCACGGGGCAGUUCCUAGCACUGGAUACCGACAUUCAGCGAAUGUGACUGUGGAGCCAAAUCUGGAGGACCGAAUCAGGAUCAAUUUGGCUACGAAGUCAAAGCAGGAGAAGCAAGAGAUACAGUGGAAGCUUGAAAGUGAGCUUGAUGCAGUGAGAAGUUUGGUCAAGAGAAUUGAAGUUAAACAGGGGCAUGUUGGUGUUUAUGGCAAUUCAAAUGUAGGCUUGGGUGGUGGAAUUGCUAACGGAGGUGGAUCAAAGCGUGCUCACUCAGAGGUAGCAUCUGCUGGUGUUUCGCGACAACCUACCAGGCCUUUGCACCAGUUAAGUUUUCCAAUGUAUCAGAAUAGUCAAGGGGUCCGUGAAACUGUUGAGAAGGAAAAGAGAAUGCCUAAAGCCAACCAGUUUUAUCAUAACUCAGAGUUUCUGCUUGCAAAAGAUAAAUUCCCACCUGCAGAGAGUAACAAGAAGUCAAAAUUGAAUUGGAAGAAGCAAGGUGGUGGAGAAAUGAGUCCCGGGUUUCGAAUGGGAUCCAAGUUUUUCAAGAGCUGUAGUUCAUUGCUUGAAAAAUUGAUGAAACACAAGCAUGGUUGGGUGUUUAACUCUCCUGUAGAUGUUGAGGCUCUUGGUUUGCACGAUUAUUUUACGAUAAUCACUCAUCCAAUGGACUUGGGAACUGUGAAGACUAGGCUGAACAAGAAUUGGUACAAAUCACCGAAGGAAUUUGCAGAGGAUGUGAGACUCACUUUUCAUAAUGCUAUGACAUAUAACCCAAAGGGACAGGAUGUUCAUGUAAUGGCAGAGCAUCUAUCAAAGAUAUUUGAGGACAGGUGGGCUAUAAUAGAGUCAGAUUACAACCGUGAGAUGAGAUUUGGCAUGGAGUAUGGGGCACCUUCACCUUUGUCUAGAAGGGUUCCUGCAUUUACUCCACCGCCGCCUCUUGAUAUGAGACGGGUUUUGGAGAGAUCCGAGUCUUUGGCACGGACUCCAAGAUCUAUGAACAAUACUCCAUCAAGUAGAACUCAAGCUCCAAAAAAGCCAAAGGCAAAGGAUCCAAAUAAAAGAGACAUGACAUUUGAUGAAAAACAAAAACUAAGCACAAACCUCCAGGGUUUACCUCCAGAGAAGCUUGAUGCUAUUGUACAAAUCAUUAAGAGGAGAAAUUUAGAAUUGAAUCAACAUGAUGAUGAAAUUGAAGUGGACAUUGAUAGCGUGGAUGCUGAGACUCUUUGGGAGCUUGAUAGAUUUGUGACCAACUAUAAGAAAAGUUUGAGCAAAAACAAGAGGAGGGCUGAACUUGCUCGAGCUAGAGCAGAAGCUAUGCAGAAUUCCAUCCAGAGGAGCCAGCCACCAGCUAUGGUAGAGAUUCCUAGAGAACCUCAAGCAGGUAAAUCUUUAAUUAGUCUUGGUAUUUCUGUUAUUUAUCUCUGUUAUUUUCUAAUUGAAAUAUCUCCUUUGCCUGUUUCUAUGCAGAUGAAAGAAAUGUUCAGCCAUCCUUGCCUAUUCAAGGGGGAAGCCAAGCAGAUAAUAGGAGUAGAUCAAGUAGUUCAAGCAGCUCAAGCAGUGAUUCUGGGUCUUCUUCAAGUGAUUCCGAUAGUGACAGUUCCUCAGCCUCUGGAUCUGAUGGAGGGUCACAAGGAACCUGAAUAUACUGCUAGGUGUUAGAUGUUUAGAGUAGAAAAUGAUGCGGCGCAUGCCUAGUUUGUUUUUGUAGCUUCCAGAUAAACAGUUGGAUAGUAGCGGAAGCAUUGUGAAGGCUGUCGGCGAUCAUACUGAUGUGUAGUAGUAUGGGAGUUUUUGUUCCCAUUUUGUUGAGACCCUUGACAACACGAAUUCUUGUAUAAUAAUGUUUGGUUGUAGGAUGUGAUGAUAUAUGAAUAGUUAGGUAGGUAGUGUUUUGUAGCAUGUGUACAUUGCUAACUACUGCUGCGCGCAUUGUGUUUCAUUGAUGACAUGUUUAUUUUUUGUGCUGGCAGAUUCAGGAUUUUUGGUGUUAUUAUACAACAAAAGAUAAUAUGAUGUAAUUUUCUAGAUCUUCAAAAUCACAUUCCAUGUAGCUUACAACUGUGAAAAUUCAAGGGAGAAAUUCAAUCUGUGUUA
Molecule: messenger RNA, 4021 nt
Organism: Trifolium pratense (red clover)
Lineage: Eukaryota; Viridiplantae; Streptophyta; Magnoliopsida; Fabales; Fabaceae
Product: transcription factor GTE4-like
Exons: 5
Coding region: 437-3586 (1049 amino acids)
Molecular function (GO): protein binding
Source: RefSeq, a predicted model, not a curated record